AUGUCAACACAUGCUAAUCACCCAUUCCAUUUAGUAGAUUAUAGCCCCUGACCAUUAACUGGAGCUAUUGGUGCUAUAACUACUGUUUCUGGAUUAGUCCAAUGAUUUCAUCAAUAUACAAUAAGAUUAUUUAUUUUAGGUAAUAUUAUUACAAUUUUAACUAUAUAUCAAUGAUGACGAGAUAUUUCUCGAGAAGGAACAUUUCAAGGAUUACAUACCUUCCCAGUAACAAUUGGUUUACGAUGAGGAAUAAUUUUAUUUAUUGUUUCUGAAGUAUUUUUUUUUAUUUCUUUUUUUUGAGCUUUUUUUCAUAGUAGCUUAUCCCCUACAAUUGAAUUAGGUAUAACAUGACCCCCAGUUGGUAUUAUAGCAUUUAAUCCUUUUCAAAUUCCAUUAUUAAAUACUGCUAUUUUAUUAGCUUCAGGAGUUACCGUAACAUGAGCACAUCACGCAUUAAUAGAAAGAAAUCACUCUCAAGGAACUCAAGGAUUAUUUUUUACUAUUGUAUUAGGAGUUUAUUUUACCAUUCUUCAAGCUUAUGAAUAUAUUGAAGCCCCAUUUACAAUCGCAGACGCAGUUUAUGGGUCAACGUUUUAUAUAGCAACAGGAUUCCACGGACUUCAUGUAUUAAUUGGAACAACAUUUUUACUAAUUUGUUUUUUACGUCAUAUUAAUUAUCAUUUUUCAAAAAAUCAUCAUUUUGGAUUUGAAGCAGCUGCUUGAUACUGACAUUUUGUAGAUGUCGUAUGAUUAUUUUUAUACAUUACUAUUUAUUGAUGAGGUAGAUA
Anopheles maculipalpis is the source of this 788-nucleotide messenger RNA. NCBI's taxonomy places the organism in Eukaryota, Metazoa, Arthropoda, Insecta, Diptera, Culicidae. The record is from the annotation of a RefSeq genome assembly.